Molecule: messenger RNA, 1856 nt
Organism: Oncorhynchus masou masou (cherry salmon)
Lineage: Eukaryota; Metazoa; Chordata; Actinopteri; Salmoniformes; Salmonidae
Product: putative nuclease HARBI1
Exons: 9
Coding region: 939-1490 (183 amino acids)
Source: RefSeq, a predicted model, not a curated record
GGGAAAGAGACGAGCAUAGGUUCCUCCCAAGAUGCCACCCGCUUCAUUCAAGUGUCUGGCAGCACUGUGUUCCUGUUAGAGCCACCAGCACAAGCACCAGACGAUGCUGAUCCAGGUGAAGGCCCCAGUGCAGCAGCAACAGCACAUGAUGGAGACGAUGAUGAGGAGGAGACCAUCUCUCUGGAUUCCAGAAGGCAUGAGGACCCAGAUGCUAUACAGUGGGAAAACCAGCCUGGCAACAUAAGCUCACAAGCUAUCAGAAAGUUGUAUGGCAACCACCUCCAGCGCCAAAUAGAACUGGCAGACAUAGACAUUCAGUACAAGAAGAAAAAGAUGGAAAAUCUUGCACUGGAGUCCGAAAUAAAAAGAGGACAAUUAGGAAACUGGACCUUGAAAUAAAAAAACUUGAGAGGGAGCUCCAAGAAGAUGACACAGCUCAAAAUAAAAAUUAGCAAUCAGUACAACCAAGUCAUCGUUAUAAGGCAUCGCCCUCUUUUGCCCACCCCCCCAGCACCAGGUGUGGCCACUAGCCUAUACGAAGGCCCAAAAUUGUGUGUUCCUUUCUGCUCUGACAAUGGCAUGCCCAUUCGUGCGAGAUGUGGUGGAUGAAGAAGCACUUGUGCUGAGGAGAGCCUUCAGGCGAGAAAGGGUCUUCAGGGACCGGUUGGACCCACUGGCCUUCCCUGAUGACCAUCUAUAUGAAAGAUACAGGUUUUCUGCAGAUGGCAUCAGGUAUCUAUGCAGACUACUGGGUCCCAGGAUUAAGCACCGCACUGCACGGAGCCAUGCACUGAGUGUGGAGCAAAUGGUUUGUGUGGCCUUGCGCUUUUUUGCUAGUGGAGCCUUCCUGUACUCAGUGGGGGAUGCAGAACAGCUGAACAAGGCCACAAUUUGCCGCACAAUAAGGAGUGUGUGUCUGGCUAUCAAAGCAUUAGCAGAUGUCUUCAUCUCCUUCCCUGGCCACAGAAGACUCUGUGACAUCAAAGAGGAGUUCUAUAGGAUUGCAGAUGGUCUGCAAUGCUGACUGUGUGAUCAGCAAUGUUGUGGCAAAAUGGCCUGGCUCAGUCCAUGACUCCAGAAUCUUUCGGGCCUCUGAAAUCUAUCAGUGCCUAUCACAAGGUGAAUUCUCUGGUGUGUUGCUGGGAGACAGGGGGUAUGGCUGCCAGCCUUUUCUCCUGACACCUUUCACAGACCCCCAGGAAGCACAGCAGGCCUACAACCAUGCCCAUGCCAGGACCAGGGCCAGAGUUGAAAUGACCUUUGGCCUCCUGAAGGCACGCUUUCACUGCCUUCACAAAUUAAGGGUCAGCCCUGUUAGGGCAUGUGAUAUUACUGUGGCUUGUGCUGUCCUCCACAAUGUGGCCUGCCUGAGGAAGGAGAGGGCCCCCAGAGUGCCACCAGCCAUGGACUGGGACAAUCCGGCAAUCUUCCCUGAUGACGACAGUGGUCGGCUGCUGAGGGACCAAUAUGUGUUGAAUUAUUUUAGUUAGUAUGUGUGCUUUCAAUUUUGGUUAAAUAUGUCCUGCGGUGGCAGAGGAAUUUGGGUUUUUUGGGUUCGUUUUUUGACGAAUUUGGCCUCUUAUGAUGUUUGUGCGGUAUACUGUGUGUAAUACAAGGCUGCAGGGAGGCUACUGCAUCCAUUCAUUUGUCUGUUCAGUUGAUGUGUAUGGAUUUGUCCUGCAUUUAUUUUAGUGUGCAGACAUGCAGGGUGUGUUAUAUACAGACCUUUGAAUGUGUAUGUAUCAUUUUGUAUAAUAUGCUUGGAUUCUGUGCUUUCCAUCUUGUAGAGUCACUGUGACUUCAGUUUCGAAAGGAGCUGAUGGUUUACCUGCUUUGUUUUGUCCUUAUUCAAUAAA